Molecule: messenger RNA, 1273 nt
Organism: Solanum verrucosum
Lineage: Eukaryota; Viridiplantae; Streptophyta; Magnoliopsida; Solanales; Solanaceae
Product: E3 SUMO-protein ligase SIZ1-like
Exons: 12
Coding region: 1-1218 (405 amino acids)
Biological process (GO): protein sumoylation
Molecular function (GO): SUMO ligase activity; zinc ion binding
Source: RefSeq, a predicted model, not a curated record
AUGACUUGGCCAAUUGAUGGAAAUGAUGAUUCAAGAAACUCAGCUCAAAGUGACCUAGAGAAGAACUCGGUGCAUCAACUGGCAUCAAGUUUCAGAAAAAUGUGUGUGUCUAAGUCACAAGUUGUCUUGGAUGAGGAAUUCGAAGAUCCUAACCAGAUGAAGAUUCGAUGUCCCUGUGGAAGCUCAUCACAAACUGAACCAAUAAUUCAGUGUGAAGAUAGAAGAUGCCGCGCAUGGCAACAUGUAGAUUGUGUCAUUAUUCCAGAAAAGCCUGUCGAGGGAGUUGCUCAGCAAAAUACUCCUGAAACUUUUUAUUGUGAAUUGUGCAGAUUGAGUUGUGCAGACCCAUUCUGGGAGAUGAUUGAUAACCCUUUAUAUCCUGUGAAGUUUGGUUUUACUAGUGCUCCAGCAGAUGGCAUAAACAUUGAACAGAGGAUUGAAAAAACAUUCCAACUCGGUAGAGCCAGCAGAUACCUAUUGGCAAAACAGGAAUAUGAUCUUCAGGCUUGGUGCAUGCUUCUGAAUGACAAGGUACAAUUUAGGAUGCAAUGGCCUCAGAAUGUUGAUUUGCAGGUCAACGGAGUUCCAGUGAAUUGCAUAGAUAGAAGUGGCUCACAAUUGUUGGGUGCAAAUGGCCGCGAUGAUGGUGCAAUAAUCACACGUUGCUUCAGAGAUGGAAUUAACAAAAUAUCAUUAACCGGAUGUGAUGAUCGUGCAUUUUGCGUAGGGGUUAGACUUGUAGAGCGACGUACAAUCCAACAGGUUCUAAACAUGAUCCCUAAGGAGGCUGAUGGUGAGAUAUAUGAAGAUGCUCUUGCUCGCAUUUGUCGUUGCAUUGGUGGUCGUACAACAACUGAAAAUGCUGACAAUGACUGUGACCUUGAAGCUGUCGUUGCUGAUUUUGUUCCUGUCAAUCUUCGAUGCCCACUGAGUGGUUCAAGAAUCAAAAUUGCUGGAAGAUUCAAACCUUGUUUACAUAUGGGCUGCUUUGAUCUUCAAGUAUUUAUUGAAAUGAAUCAAAAGUCUAGGAAGUGGCAAUGCCCCAUCUGUCUCAACAACUACUCUCUGGAGCAUCUCAUUAUUGAUCCUUAUUUCAAUUGGGUCACUUCUCAGAUGCAAACUUGUGGAGAAUUGGUGACAGAAAUAGAAGUGAAACCUGAUGGUUCUUGGCGUGCAAAGGCAGAAGGGGAUCUCAGACAGUGGCACUUACCUCAUUGAAUCUCAGGAUAUAUAUAGAGUGUAAACCCAAGCUUGGACUUCUUUAAAAUACAUA